UACAUUGCCUCUCCAAAUUAUCAGAAAGAAGUUUUCUUUCUCCUCCCUGAUGAUCUUCGAUUCAAACCACCCCCAAUUUUAAUACCAUCUCUUAGAACCAGAAGAGCCCAAAAAUUCAACUUCCAUAUUCCUUGCCCCAGAUGAAAAUGUCUAUUUCCAGAUUAAACUUAUUCUUGCUAUUCUUUCACCUAUUAAUCCUUCAAUUCUCCCCAAGAAUCUCAGCCAUCAGGAAGGAUGUUGGAUUUCAAGGGAGGCGCAUUUGCAAAAAUACGGUCCUAGGAAGAUACUUACUAUCUGAUGAUAAUGGCCAUGUCUGUGACGCUCUGUCUUUAAAUCCACAGUCUCGCUGCUGCCCUGAAAAAGGAGAAAAAUUCUCUUGUCAUGGCUGCAAUGUAGUUUCAGAGUGUUGUGAUUCUUAUGAAUAUUGUGUUUCAUGCUGUCUAAAUCCCUCAAGGGAUAACCAUGACGGGGAGGAAAGCUCGAUUUAUUAUGUGAGUAGACAAUUAUGGUUAGAUGAAACGUGAUAUCCAAAGACUGAGCUCUUAUGCUUUGCCCUUGUCUAUGCUGCACAACGGUUGUACAUUACUUCCUUGCUCACAAGCUGUAGCUCACAGUAAAGUCCGAUCUUGUAAGAUAUUUGUUCAUGAGACCGAUGUUGUCAGGACGCCUUGCAUGUUGGCUGCUACAACUAUCCGAGUUUGAUAUCACAUGCACAAUUCCUAGGGCUAUCAAGGGACAAGUCGUGAUUCAUAUGUUGGCUCUAUUCCCUGAAGUACAAGAGUCCACCCUCUCCAAAGAAGUUCUGGGAGAGCUACCAGAAAUGGUAGUCAUUGAUACAGAAGAGGAAACAUGGAUCCUCUACUUUGAUGGUUCUUCUACAUCGAACGGCAGAGGAGCAGAUGUGGUACUCAUCAAUCCCAAGGGGCAUGCCAUGGCCCUCUUGUUCAAGCUGAAUUUCCCAUGCACAAAUAAUGUGGCUGAGUAUGAAACUUUUGUUAUGGGAUUGUCUAUGGCAAAGGAAAUGGGCAUAGAAAAUAUUAAAAUCAUCGGCGAUUCAAAUUUGAGGUUAAGUCAAUUGCAAGGGAACUUCGCUAUGAAAGAGGCAACCUUGGCCCCAUAUCGUACAAAUGCCGAAAGGCUUAUUAGUUCUUUCAAGCAAAUUGUGCUAGAACACAUUCCAGGGAUCACUAAAUGAUAUUCUGAUGCUUUAGCUACAUUGGGGUCAAAACUCUCAUUUGUCAUAGAGCAACCCAAUAUUAUUGUAAUAAAGAAAGUCAUGCCAGUAGUCGAAAGAAUGAAUCAGGAAGAGUUGCUGGAAGAAAGUGAUUGGAGAAAGCUUGUAAAGGAAAAGUUAGGCGAAGGAAGCGACAUCAAAGACUUGAAAGACUAUGCAAUCAUUUUUUGGGAAUUUUACAGGCGUCUCCCAAAAGGUGUUCUGACCCAUUGCAUAAGGAUAUUAGAAGCACAAAAGAGGCUGCAAGAGGUACAUGAUGCCACUUGCAACUUGGAGCCAGUAAUAAGCUUGUAUCGGCGCCUGCAGCGCAUAGGUUAUUAUUGGCCAUAAAUGAAGAGACAAGCAUCCGAAAUUCAGGCCAAUUGCCCUAGGUGUUUUACGAUACCCUCCAUGGAAGAAUCUUUCACCAUCUCAUUCGCAGAAGAUUUGAGGGCUCCAUACUUAGCAAUCUUCAUCGAAGGAACUCUACCAACCAACUCCAAACAUGCUCACAAACUUAAAAAGACAGCAAAAAGGUACUUCAUAGGUGGAUCGACCCUCUAUCAUAAAGGGUUCAAUGGUGAGCCGUUAAAGUGCUUAGGAGGAUUAGAGGCACAUUAAGUCAUGCAGGAAAUACAUGUUGGAGAAUGAAGAGGCUUCACUGGCAGCUGCUAAGUUUUGGGUACUACUAGCCUACCAUGAAGAACGAUGCCAAAUCCAUGCCAACCUAAGCCACAAGCCUCCCACACUAUUGCAGGACAUGCACACUCCUUUGCCUUUUCAUACUUGGGGGCUUGACUUAAUUGGGACUAUCCAUCCACCUUUUGACGGUUA
Messenger RNA from Prunus persica (peach), 2047 nucleotides. Its product is annotated as UPF0454 protein C12orf49 homolog. The transcript has 5 exons. Bases 141 to 524 code for a protein of 127 amino acids. The record is from RefSeq and is a predicted model, not a curated record. Gene Ontology annotation, biological process: positive regulation of SREBP signaling pathway. Lineage: Eukaryota; Viridiplantae; Streptophyta; Magnoliopsida; Rosales; Rosaceae.